AUGAGUGACGAUCAAUGUCAGUGCCCCCAUCUCCUAUCUCUUGCAUGCUCUCCAAUUUCUUUGACAGUUCUUGAAGGAAUUUGGAAGGAACUCUGCCAGUUUUCUGUCAAUGGUGCUCUAUACAACUCCCCUGAAUGUCAGCCCCACCCGAAAUGUUUGAAAGGGACUCGGGUUGAUCUCCUCAAAUACAUCCACAAAUUAUUGGUCGACCCAGGGAAGAAUCAGCUCAUCUGGCUGCAUGGCACAGCUGGCAUCGGAAAGUCUGCUGUUGCAUUUACAAGGUCUAAAAGUGACCGAAACGACGAAAAACGGCUAGUGGGAACAUUCUUUUUCUCGUGCAAGCACACCAAACGCUCCACAACUGGAUAUUUCUUUGCGACGCUUGCCCACCAGCUUGCCACCAAUUUUCCAAGCAUCCGGAAGGAUGUGAGCAGAGCGAUCUGUGACAAUCAUGCUCUGCUACAUCCGAACAUACCUCUCUGCGACCAGAUGGAGAAGCUCUUUCUUCAACCAUUCUGUAGGCUUCACCUCGGAUUGCGCGGGUGUCAGCCUUUGACAUCUGCUGUCAAUGCACUUGACAAAUGCACAUCUGAACCCGAGCUUACUGUUGAAGUCUGA
Messenger RNA from Suillus fuscotomentosus, 618 nucleotides. RefSeq lists its product as uncharacterized. The transcript has 2 exons. NCBI's taxonomy places the organism in Eukaryota, Fungi, Basidiomycota, Agaricomycetes, Boletales, Suillaceae. The record is from RefSeq and is a predicted model, not a curated record. Bases 1 to 618 code for a protein of 205 amino acids.